AUGCUCAGUCAAUACUUUGCACACGCUCAUCUCGGACCGAUGGACUCCAAGCCGCCUCUGGCGGUGUCGGCAGUCUCCAGCGGGCACUCGGUCACAGUCCGGUCCGACAUGUCAGUGUCCGCUUCCAAACCGUCCCCAACCCUGACCGAGCUUCUGCCUCCCUCAUAUCAGCCAGCGGCGGUUUCCUCGGCGGAGAAGACCUCGAUCCCUCGAACGUUGCAGGAAUCCUUAGAUUUCCAGGAUCUGGAGUUGAUGAUGUACUGGUCCACCACCACCUAUCGCUCUCUGACCCGGGAUCAGGCUGCCGAAGCCCUAUGGCAAAUCACCAUCCCUCAACUGUCAUUACAGUUUCCCAGCCUGCGACAUGGAUUAUUGGCCCUGUCCGCCCUGCAACUAGCCAGAGAUCGACCCGCGUGCGCCCAAAAUGGAAGGACUUACCUGGUCAGAGCGCGCGAGCAUUAUCGCCUCGCUCUCGCCGGCAUCCAGCUCGACUCCACGGAGAACCUGACCGUGGUGCAGUGCAAUGCCGUAUUUGCCCUAUGCGCCGUGCUCCUGGCCUACAUCUUUGCCCACGGGCUCAUCCUCAUCGAUCCGAUCCCGGGUCCUACGGCCACCGAAGAAUCCCAACCUCGGACCCUGGAUGAAUUUCUCCAAGUCUCCAAUCUCACCCGCCAGGUCAUGGACACCAUGAUGGAGGUCGUCGAUCGCGUGGCCGAGGGAGACCUGCACUCACUCGUCGCGCUCGAUCACUCCCGCCCCCGAAUGCCGGAUAUAUCACAAUUGCUCAUUUUGGGGCUGCGACACCGCAAUGCGCUGGAAGCGGAGCGGAAUCCAGCCCACGAAAAGGACAUCUACGAUCAGACUCUUCGCCAAUUACAUCUAUCCCUGGAACGGCUCAUGAGCGGCAGUGAGCCGAGAGAUUUUGCCUUUUGCUGGCCAUGCCAGACGCCGCUGCGAUUCGACGAUCUGGUCCAGCAGCGGGAACCGUUUGCGUUGAUCGUGUUGGCCCAUUACGCCGUGAUUCUGCAUCAUCUGCAUAAUCUGUGGUGGAUCAGAGACUGGGGCACGCGCAUUCUCCAUGAGAUUCUCGACUCGGUUGAUGCAGAGUGGCAUGAACUGAUGCGCUGGCCGAUCGAUGCGACGGGGUGUGUGUGGCCCGAGAGAUGA
This is a messenger RNA of Penicillium oxalicum, 1167 nucleotides long. RefSeq lists its product as uncharacterized. Gene Ontology annotation, biological process: regulation of transcription by RNA polymerase II. The coding region runs from base 1 to 1167 and encodes 388 amino acids. Lineage: Eukaryota; Fungi; Ascomycota; Eurotiomycetes; Eurotiales; Aspergillaceae. The record is from RefSeq and is a predicted model, not a curated record. The transcript has a single exon. Gene Ontology annotation, molecular function: DNA-binding transcription activator activity, RNA polymerase II-specific.